UUUUAAGUUGCACGGUACGGUCGUCUGCCGCUCACUGUUGUGUUGCUUGCCGGCAAGUCUCGUCUCUGUUGUCAAACCUCGCAGCGGAAGAUGAAGGGUCCUCUGCUGCUCAUUUUGACUGUUUGGUUAAACGCUCAGUAUGGCGGUUGCGCUUUCUCCACUUCGUGCACUUAUCCUCCAUCAAAGUGGUGUUCAUCGAUGGACUCAGCUAUCCAGUGUGGGGUGUUGAAGGAGUGCCUUAUGUCAAACUUCACCAGGUCCAAACAGAUGGCAGAUCCAGUCGAGGUGGCGCUUUACUAUGAGAGUCUGUGUCCUGGCUGCAGAUAUUUUCUCACUGGCAUGCUCUUCCCCACCUGGGUCUUGCUGAAUGACAUCAUGUCUGUAACUUUGGUGCCCUUUGGCAAUGCACAGGAAAAACAUGAUGGACAGAAGUAUAUUUUCGAGUGCCAGCAUGGACAACAGGAAUGUCUGGGCAACAUGAUUGAGACUUGUUUACUUAACAUGACCGACAUGGCUUUCGUGAUCAUCAACUGCAUGGAAUCCUCCACUGAUGUCAUCAAGGCCGCCAAGAGUUGCGUGGAACUUUACCGCCCUGAGCUCGCCUGGGACACCAUCAUGAGCUGUGUGAAUGGGGAUCUGGGAAACCAGCUGAUGCAUCAGAAUGCCUUGAAGACCAACGCUCUGAGCCCUCAACAUGAAUAUGUGCCCUGGGUAACCAUUAAUGGGGAGCACACUAAAGACCUGGAGGAUAAGGCCAUGUCUUCUCUCUUCAACCUGGUCUGCAGCUUGUACAAGGGUGCCAAGAUUCCAGCCUGUGGAGGGAGCCAGGGACACUACAAAAGCUACUGCCACAAAGAGUGAAGAUGCAGCACUGCACAUGCCUGUGUGCUUGCUCUGUUCCAGGUGUGGCCACUAAAUAAGGAACACAGAGGAAUGUCUUCAGAUUUUUGUAUGUGAUGUUGUGAUCUGUUUCUACAAAGGGAAAAAUAAUCAGCUCACUUUAUGAUUCACAGAAUAUAAAAUACACUGUUCUUUCGA
Chelmon rostratus (copperband butterflyfish) is the source of this 1038-nucleotide messenger RNA. It is a transcript of the gene ifi30a, whose product is annotated as IFI30 lysosomal thiol reductase. Gene Ontology annotation, molecular function: oxidoreductase activity, acting on a sulfur group of donors, disulfide as acceptor. NCBI's taxonomy places the organism in Eukaryota, Metazoa, Chordata, Actinopteri, Chaetodontiformes, Chaetodontidae. The coding region runs from base 91 to 861 and encodes 256 amino acids. The record is from RefSeq and is a predicted model, not a curated record. Gene Ontology annotation, cellular component: lysosome. The transcript is spliced from 7 exons.